AUGUUCCGCAGGAACAUAGCGCACCUGGCGUCCUACGACGUGACGGUGAUCGGCGGUGGCCCUGGCGGGUACGUGGCGGCCAUCAAGGCAGCCCAGCUCGGCCUCAAGACCGCCUGCAUCGAGAAGCGCGGUGCUCUUGGCGGUACCUGCCUGAAUGUCGGCUGCAUCCCGUCAAAGGCGCUGCUGCACGCGACGCACCUGUACCACGACGCCCACGCCAACUUUGCCCAGUAUGGCCUGCGCGGCGGGGAGAAGGUGACGAUGGAUGUGCCUGCGAUGCAGGCGCAGAAGGCGAAAGGGGUGAAGGCGCUGACUGGCGGCGUCGAGUACCUCUUCAAGAAGAACAAGGUCACGUACUACAAGGGCGAGGGCAGCUUCGUGAACGCCAACACGAUCAAGGUGAAGGGUCUCGACGGCAAGGACGAAACGCUCGAGUCGAAGAAGACGAUUGUGGCCACUGGCAGCGAGCCAACGGAGCUGCCGUUCUUGCCCUUCGACGAGAAGGUUGUGAUGUCCUCCACCGGCGCCCUCGACCUCGACCACGUGCCUAAGAAGAUGAUCGUUGUUGGCGGUGGCGUGAUUGGGCUGGAACUUGGUAGCGUGUGGGCCCGCCUCGGCGCUGAGGUGACCGUCGUGGAGUUUGCCUCCCGCUGCGCUGCCACCACUGACGCCGACGUGUCCAAGGCGCUCACGGAUGCGCUGGCGAAGCACGAGAAGAUGAAUUUUAUGACCAACACGAAGGUCGUCAGCGGGACGAACAACGGUAGCAGCGUGACGAUCGAGGUGGAGGGCAAGGAUGGAAAGCAUCAGACGCUUGAGGCGGACGCACUGCUGUGCUCCGUGGGCCGCCGCGCGCACACGACUGGGCUGAACGCCGAGGCCAUCAACCUCAAGAUGGAGCGCGGUUUUAUCUGCAUCAACGACCACUUCGAGACGAACGUGCCGAACGUAUACGCGAUCGGCGAUGUCGUGAACAAGGGCCCAAUGCUAGCGCACAAGGCCGAGGAGGAAGGCGUCGCGUGCGCGGAGAUGCUGGCUGGAAAGCCCGGGCACGUGAACUACAGCGUCAUCCCCGGCGUCAUCUACACCAACCCUGAGGUUGCGCAGGUGGGCGAGACGGAGGAGCAGGUGAAGAAGAGGGGCAUUGACUACAAGGUCGGCAAGUUCCCCUUCAGUGCCAACUCGCGCGCCAAGGCCGUCGGCACCGAGGACGGCUUUGUGAAGGUGGUGACAGACAAGAAAACGGACCGAAUCCUUGGCGUUCAGAUUGUGUGCACGGCUGCUGGCGAGAUGAUCGCGGAGCCGACGCUGGCGAUGGAGUACGGCGCGAGCUCCGAGGAUGUGGGCCGUACCUGCCACGCUCACCCUACAAUGUCCGAGGCGGUGAAGGAGGCGUGCAUGGCGUGCUUUGCGCAGACGAUCAACUUCUAA
Messenger RNA from Leishmania mexicana MHOM/GT/2001/U1103, 1431 nucleotides. RefSeq names its product putative dihydrolipoamide dehydrogenase. The coding region runs from base 1 to 1431 and encodes 476 amino acids. The transcript has a single exon. The record is from RefSeq and is a predicted model, not a curated record. Gene Ontology annotation, cellular component: oxoglutarate dehydrogenase complex; mitochondrion. Lineage: Eukaryota; Euglenozoa; Kinetoplastea; Trypanosomatida; Trypanosomatidae. Gene Ontology annotation, molecular function: flavin adenine dinucleotide binding; dihydrolipoyl dehydrogenase (NADH) activity.